GAUACCACGAGUUCUUCACAAUUGGCUUCUUCCCCGAUUGCUCACAACAUCACAUCGUUUCGUCUGAACCCUAGAAAUUGUCUCUGCUCUCUGAAUCUCCGAUCCACCACCACCAAUGGCGGAGCCUCUCGACAUGAGCUUAGAUGAUAUCAUUAAGAACAACAAGAAAUCCGGAUCCUCAAACUUCAGAGGUCGUGGCGGAGCUUCUUCUGGACCAGGUCCUUCUCGCCGUUUUCGCAAUCGUGGUCUUAACAGAGCAGCGCCUUAUUCUAAUGCCAAGGCGCCCGAGACGGCUUGGUCACACGACAUGUUUGUAGAUCAUGGUGCGGCAUAUCCUUCACAGCCUCCACGGGCCUCUGCUAUUGAAACUGGCACCAAGCUUUAUGUUUCUAAUUUGGAUUAUGGUGUCUCAAAUGAGGAUAUCAAGGAACUGUUUUCUGAAGUUGGUGAUCUCAAACGGUAUUCUAUCAAUUACGAUAAAAGUGGGAGAUCAAAGGGAACAGCGGAAAUUGUUUUUUCACGACAAUCAGAUGCUCUUGCUGCUAUAAAGAGAUAUAACAAUGUUCAGCUAGAUGGGAAACCCAUGAAGUUGGAGAUUGUAGGAACUAACAUCGUCACACCUGCUGUGCCUGCUUCGUCUAAUGCCGGUUUUGGGAAUCCAAAUGGAUUUCCGAGAGGUGGACGUGCACUGGGCCGAAACCGGGGUGGUGGACGAGGACGUGGUCCUGGAAGAGGAGGCCGUGGACGAGGGAGUGGAAGUGGUAGAGGUCGUGGUGAGAAGUUAUCAGCCGAAGAUCUAGAUGCUGAUUUGGAGAAGUACCAUGAAGAAGCAAUGCAGAUCAAUUAAAUCAUUUGGUGUCAUUUUCUGGGGCUUGAUAUCCCUAACUUUGUUAGGUGCUUGAUGAAAAAUGUGACAAGGACACGGUUUUCUAUUUUGCGAGUCAUAUCAUGAAGCCCUGACCUUGAGAGAACUGCUAGACCUUGCUAGGAUGUGGAGUUUGGGCUUGAAUUGUUGUUUGUUGCAGUAAACUAUAAAGAGGUGUUCAUAUAUGCUUGAGUUUGUAAUCUCCAGUUACUUAUCUAUUUUAAUCUGCACCAAUCCUCUUUAUUUUCCAUGAAAGUUGCACUGGAACUGGGAAAGUCCUCACACUCCUUGUCUACAUGGAAGGAUUUGGGUGCAUGACAUGGGAAGUAUUGGUCCCAACAAAAUCGACCACAUCUUCUGGUGUUGAGGCCAAAGUUCUGUUACCAACUGUUGGCAUGGAGAGGGAGGGAGGGGUGUGGAGAUGAUUACCAACUGUUCAGGAGUUGGCAUUGACUUUUGAGGCCCCUGAACCAUAGAGUUAGAAUUGGUAUGCAGUUAGAAAUCAGUGGUGCUUUUACCUUUACUUCAGUAUUGUGUAUGCCUUUUACUUUCCUGUGGUUGUAGUAUGACAACUAAUAUAGGCUGCAGUCUUGUUUCUUCCGCUAAUUUUGUUUGAGAAUAUUCCAGAAUUUUUCUUUCAAUAAAUAGAAAGCAACGCAUAUACCAUACAGUAAUUUUGGCGUUUUGAACUUUUGAGUCUCUUUUCUGUUUUUCAUGUUAAUUUAUUUUAGCUUUAAAAUCCUUAGAAACCCUACAAGUAGAGGAACUAUGAUACUGUCAUUGGACUCCAAGGGUAGAAACUCUAUUGCAGUAUUGGUCGGUCAGAGUAGGAGGACCAACACUGAAGCUGGGUAUAAUUAGUUGUUCUUAUCAAAGAAAAAAAAACAUUGAAACUAGAUAUAAUUUAGAUUUUACGGAACUUAUCAAUUUUAGUUCUUAGAUUUUGUUUCUAUAUUAUUGUUAUCAUUCAGAUUUGUAACUUUUUACUUAUGUUUCACAUUUAGUUUCCACUUUCCACAUUCGUUGAAGAAAUGUAGAUGAUUGAACUGUAAGGCCCCCUAUUAUACAUACAUAUAAAAGAAGGGGUAAAAGGAGUAUUUGGGAGGAAAUAUUCGUAGUGUUAGUUUGGCUGGUGGGGACCACAGGAGUGGAGUUCAUUGGGAAGGUGGGGAUCGUGAAGAAUGACAGGUUUAAGAAGGGUUUCUGCAUACCGCGAGGGACAUCGUGAUUGUAACCAAACUUGGCUUAUGGGGAGAGGAUUUCCAGCCCUUUAGAAAGUCCUGGUUCGCUUUAGUUCAUUUCGAUAUUUCCUUAUUGUUCUUCUUGCUAAAUUCUACUGUAUUUUCCCUUGAGUAUAUAAAUAAACACAUCAGAGCAUUGCUCUGUUCUUGGGAGUGUGUUUGUUGGGAAUUUCUGCUUGCAGGGUUGGAGGAUUCCUAACAUGAACAUUACCAGAGUCGUAUUCUAUUCAAUUGAAAGAUCAAGUAUGAACUUCAGUCCCUAUGUCAA
Messenger RNA from Benincasa hispida (wax gourd), 2374 nucleotides. The record is from RefSeq and is a predicted model, not a curated record. Lineage: Eukaryota; Viridiplantae; Streptophyta; Magnoliopsida; Cucurbitales; Cucurbitaceae.